GCAGUUCGAGCGGAAGUGGCGUCCCCGGACGCUUUAGGGAAGGUAGCCGCGGAAUACACUGAAACCCGGGCCGUUGGUGGACCUCGUAGGCCUCCCUAGGCCGCCAUGAACCGGCUCCAGGAUGACUACGAUCCCUACGCGGUGGAAGAGCCGAGUGACGAGGAGCCGGCUCUGAGCAGUUCUGAAGAUGAAGUCGAUGUGCUUUUACAUGGAACUCCUGACCAAAAACGAAAACUCAUCAGGGAAUGUCUUACUGGAGAAAGUGAAUCAUCUAGUGAAGAUGAAUUUGAGAAAGAAAUGGAAGCUGAAUUAAACUCCACCAUGAAAACAAUGGAGGAUAAGUUAUCCUCUAUGGGGACAGGGUCUUCCUCGGGAGUUGGGCGUGUUGGAGCAGUCACAGCAAAGUACUAUGAUGACAUUUAUUUUGAUUCCGAUUCUGAGGAUGAAGACAAAGCCACACAAGUGACCAAGAAGAAGAAACAGCGCAGGAUCCCAACAAAUGAUGAGUUACUAUAUGAUCCUGAGAAAGACAGCAGAGACCAAGCCUGGGUUGAUGCACAGAGAAGGGGUUAUCAUGCCUACGGACUGCAGAGACCACAUCAGAAGCAGCAGCCUGUUCCUAACAGUGACGCCGUUCUGAAUUGCCCUGCCUGCAUGACCACCCUGUGCCUUGACUGCCAGAGGCAUGAAUCCUACAAGACUCAGUACAGAGCAAUGUUCGUGAUGAAUUGUUCUGUCAACAGAGAGGAGGUUCUAAGAUACAAGAACCCAGUAAACAGGAAGAAAAAGCGGGGCGCUAAGAAGAUGAGGUCGAACCCUGAAGGUCCUGUGGAGACAGACGCGGAGGAAGUCUAUCACCCUGUCAUGUGCACAGAGUGUUCUACUGAAGUGGCAGUCUAUGACAAGGAUGAAGUCUUCCACUUUUUCAAUGUGUUAGCAAGCCAUUCUUGAGGAGCGACAGGUAACUGACUCGGCAGCACUGUGUGAAGCACACAUGGACUCUUUCCUCUUUCCUGUCGUGUCACUCAGUGACAUUGGGUUAUUAAAGCAGUGUUUCAUCGUUAUGAAAGAAUGGCCUUCAACCUUUAUCUCUUCUCCCUUUUUCUUUUUAAUUUUCCCAUGAGUAAUGACGGACUGAUUAUUCUUUUCAUUUUUGGUGCAUCUUUGGAGACUUUGGGGCUUCUUAUUUAUUAGAUUAGCUUUUGAGAAUUAAAUAAUUCUGGAAUAAGUA
Molecule: messenger RNA, 1231 nt
Organism: Myodes glareolus (Bank vole)
Lineage: Eukaryota; Metazoa; Chordata; Mammalia; Rodentia; Cricetidae
Gene: Eapp
Product: E2F associated phosphoprotein
Cellular component (GO): nucleus
Source: RefSeq, a predicted model, not a curated record